Molecule: messenger RNA, 907 nt
Organism: Neurospora tetraspora
Lineage: Eukaryota; Fungi; Ascomycota; Sordariomycetes; Sordariales; Sordariaceae
Exons: 1
Coding region: 116-763 (215 amino acids)
Source: RefSeq, a predicted model, not a curated record
UCCAGCUCCACCAUCCGCCAUCGUUCUUUCUCAGACUUGGACCACUUCAAAAAGUUCAGUCCCACCAACACCACACAUCAACCUCUCUUCCUCAGUCCUCACCACCACAACCAAAAUGAAAUCCACAACCACUACCCUCCUCACCGCGCUUAGCGCCCUCGCCGUCUCCCCCGCCCUCGCCGACUUCGACGGCUUCUUCCGCUUCAUCGGCGGCAACUCCAUCAUCUCCGGCGAGCGUCUGCGCCUGAACAACUCGAUCCCGUGGAUCUCCCCCGGCGUCUCGCACGCUCCCUACAACCCAGCCGACCACUACUCGCGGAUCUACAUCAACGACACCACGCCUUCUCUCCUCUACGUCGUGCCCACCAACCCCCACCCUCCUCCGGUGCCCGGUUACUACGCGCUCUCGGGCACCGAAGGCGUUCCUGAUGCGUAUAGGCUGGUGCAGACUUAUCGCCCGGAUGAGGAGGGGAGCGUGAAUCUGUAUAAGGAGUGGAAGGUUAAGAAGGCUUGUGACAAGGCGAAGAAUGAGACGAGGGCCCUGCUGAGGUAUGGCGAUGAUUUGUAUGGCGAGUGGAGGUGGAUUGCGGUUAGGGAGAUUGGGUAUACGGGUGCGGAGCGCUGGGUGCCUUGGUGGGUCAAGCCGAGUGAGGCCAAUAUUGGUAACUUGACGGCGUGGGAAUAUGAUGUUGCGGAUUUGGAGCUGGUGAAGGCGGAGGGGCCUGUGAACUCGAAUGCGCCGGGUGGUGUGGAGGAGAACUAAGGACUGGGCUUGGAUUUGGGGAGUAGAGGAAGAGCACGGUUUGAGGAUGGGAAAGGAAGGAAGGAAGGCCGGGAAAGGCCUGAGAGGCGGAGGACUCGGGGUAACGGCAAUGGGGUGAGUGCCCCCGGGGAGGAAAUAAUUGGG